AUGGCGGAGCUGCCGCUGCCCGCCGGGCUCCGCGCCAGCACCUUCCCCGCCAAGCUCUGGCGCCUGGCCAACAGUCCCCGCGUCCGCUCCGUGCGCUGGGACAGCCGGGCCACGGGGCUGCUCAUCGACCGCUCCCUCUUCGAGCGAGAGCUGCUCAGCUCGGGCGACGCCCAGAGGGGCGGUGGCGAUGGGCGGGCCCCGCCGCCGCACACCUUCCGGGCCACGCAGUUCCGCAGCUUCGUGCGGCAGCUCUACCGCUACGGCUUCCUCAAGGUGCCGGGCUGGCUCGGCUCGGCUGCGCCGGGCGAUGCUGGGGCCUGGCUCCACUACAGCAACCCCUGCUUUCGCCGCGACCGCCCCAACCUCCUGCUGCGCAUCAAGCGCCGCAGCGCUGCCAACAGGCAGCGGCCGGCGGCGGGGCGGGCGGGCCGCCGGUGCCCGCCCUGCGGCUCCCAGCAGCUGCCCGGGGCACCAAGACUUGCUGAGGGUAAACUGCUCCUCCAGGCGGGCCAUGAAUGA
Haemorhous mexicanus (house finch) is the source of this 519-nucleotide messenger RNA. Its product is annotated as heat shock factor protein 5-like. The transcript is spliced from 2 exons. Bases 1 to 519 code for a protein of 172 amino acids. NCBI's taxonomy places the organism in Eukaryota, Metazoa, Chordata, Aves, Passeriformes, Fringillidae. The record is from RefSeq and is a predicted model, not a curated record. Gene Ontology annotation, biological process: regulation of DNA-templated transcription. Gene Ontology annotation, molecular function: sequence-specific DNA binding; DNA-binding transcription factor activity.